AUGUUGGUGAAUGAUGAUGAUUUUGGUAGUGAUGGGCGUAUUGGAUGUGAUGUUGGUGACGAUGAUGAUGAUUUUGGUAGUGAUGGGCGUAUUGGAUGUGAUGUUGGUGACGAUGAUGAUGAUUUUGGUAGUGAUGGGCAUAUUGGAUGUGAUGUUGGUGACGAUGAUGAUGAUUUUGGUAGUGAUGGGCAUAUUGGAUGUGAUGUUGGUGACGAUGAUGAUGAUUUUGGUAGUGAUGGGCGUAUUGGAUGUGAUGUUGGUGACGGUGAUGAUGAUUUUGGUAGUGAUGGGCAUAUUGGAUGUGAUGCUGGUGACGAUGAUGAUGAUUUUGGUAGUGAUGGGCAUAUUGGAUGUGAUGUUGGUGACGAUGAUGAUGAUUUUGGUAGUGAUGGGCAUAUUGGAUGUGAUGUUGGUGACGAUGAUGAUGAUUUUGGUAGUGAUGGGCGUGGUGGAGAUGAUGAUGGUGACGAUGGUGAUAAAUUUCGGUGGGUGAUGUCGAUAAACAUGGUAGUGAUGUGCAUAAUGAUGAUGACGACGAUGGAGAUUGUUGGUAGUAAUGGGUAUAUUGGAUUAGAUGAUGAUGAUUUUUUUUUGUUAAACUGA
Messenger RNA from Lytechinus variegatus (green sea urchin), 603 nucleotides. Its product is annotated as secreted acidic protein 2-like. The transcript has a single exon. Lineage: Eukaryota; Metazoa; Echinodermata; Echinoidea; Temnopleuroida; Toxopneustidae. Bases 1 to 603 code for a protein of 200 amino acids. The record is from RefSeq and is a predicted model, not a curated record.